Messenger RNA from Hyaloscypha bicolor E, 1059 nucleotides. RefSeq lists its product as uncharacterized. The transcript is spliced from 2 exons. The record is from RefSeq and is a predicted model, not a curated record. Bases 1 to 1059 code for a protein of 352 amino acids. Lineage: Eukaryota; Fungi; Ascomycota; Leotiomycetes; Helotiales; Hyaloscyphaceae.
AUGGCCUCCGGAGCACGUCUUCCCCUGCGAUCUAUAGCUUUUACUGCAGCACUGACUCUCAGCAUCACAGCCUCUCGAAUGAGCAUUCGAAAGGUCCUCCUGAACUCUUUCACAGGCCCCGGUAGCACCUCUCGAAUAAUAGCAACACUCUUCGUCCUUGCAAACCUCAAGAAUGUUCCAUUCGCAUGGCACGCAAUCUUCAACGCAAUCUUACGACACUGCCUCUUCAGCAAGCCGAACAUACCCUCCACGAUUGCGCCCUCCACUAUCUUCCUGCCAGUAAUCACGACAUCACACUCCCCAUUCAUGGAGUGCGACUACAAUCUCCACAAGUCUAAUAGCACGUACUUCUCCGACCUCGACGUAACACGCUCACAUCUCGUCUGCGCUUUGCUCGAACCUGGGAUCGAAGCGCUGAAGAACAACACAAGAACAAAGCUAGUCCUGGAUAAAGAAGGGAAACCUAUACCGGGAAGAUGGAGCAUCAUGCUCGGUGGCGUGAUGUCUACCUUCAAGCGGGAGAUUGGCAUGUACCAAGGCUAUGAGAUGUGGUCUCGAGUUCUGUGUUGGGAUCGGAAGUGGAUUUACGUUAUUACGCACUUCGUGAAGAAGGGGACGGUCAGGCCGAGGGCGUAUAUUUUGACUGAUGGGAGUUGGUUUAAAAGGGGAUAUAAGGAGGUGCAUGGGAAAGGGGGUGUUGAGGUGGAUGAGAAGGCUAUUUUUGCAAGUGCGAUUAGCAAAUAUGUUAUCAAGUUGGGGAGGUUGACUAUUCAUCCGGAAGUGUCGUUGGCUGCUUCCGGAUUAUUGCCUGCUAGACCUGGUGGAUGGGCGACGAUGACUGGGCCGUCUGGGGAGUCGACACCUGAGAUAUUAGAUGUGGAGAAGGAUGAGACAAUAGAGAGUCAGAACACGGAUAAAUGGGACUGGAAACGAAUAGACGCGCAGAAUCAGAAGGGGUUGAAGUUCGUUGACCACUUUGCAGCACUAGAUGGAUUGCACGACGAGUUCUCGGGAAGCCAGACGCCUGCUCUGGGCAAGUAUAGAGAUUUCCUUUGGUAG